AUGAGCGACUUCGAUGCAGCUAAUACCAGGAUCGUAACGAACCUGGCUCAUGUCGAUCAUGGAAAAACAACGCUUGUGGAUUACUUGCUUGCGGCGAACAAUAUCAUAUCGACCCGGUUGGCAGGCAAGCUAAGAUACAUGGAUAGUCGCGAAGAUGAGCAAGAGCGCGGUAUCACUAUGCAAAGCAGUGCGGUUGCCCUGAAUUUCAAGGUUAUGGAAAGAAAACCAGACGGAGGAAGCUCCCCAAGAAGUUAUAUCGUGAACAUGAUUGACACGCCGGGACACGUCGACUUCGCUAGCGAAGUUUCCACGGCGUCUCGUUUGUGCGAUGGUGCACUAGUCCUUGUAGACGUCGUGGAGGGUGUCUGCACCCAGACUAUUGCGGUCUUGCGCCAAGCAUGGGAAGAUCGUCUACGACCGAUUCUCGUAAUCAAUAAAUUUGACCGGCUCAUCACCGAACUCAAGCUCGCACCCAUCGAGGCCUAUCAUCAUCUGGCACAGUUGAUUGAGCAGGUCAAUGCGGUUAUGGGUGGUUUCUUUGCGAGUGAACGCAUGGAGGAUGACUUGCGUUGGCGAGAAGAGCGCGAGCGUCGCCUUGCGCAGAAGAAAGAGGCCCAAGCUGAGGAGGCCGAUGCCAUCGUCAACGAAGAGGUGGAAUUCCAAGAGAAAGACGACGAAGAUAUCUAUUUCGCACCGGAACGGGGCAAUGUUGUCUUUGCAUCUGCCUUGGAUGGAUGGGGCUUCCGGGUUAGCAAAUUCGCGCAGCUCUUCGCGGUCAAGCUGGGGAUGAAAGAGGCCAAUCUGCGGCGCGUUCUCUGGGGGGACUUCUACCUGGAUCCGAAGACGAAAAGGGCCAUUAGUCACCGACAUCUGCGUGGUAGAGCUCUGAAACCACUUUUCGUGCAGCUUGUGUUGGAGAACAUCUGGGCUGUAUAUGACUCGGUUGCCCUCAAUCCGAAUCCCGACAAGGUGAUCAAGAUUGUCGCUACGCUUGGUCUAAAGAUUCCGCCCCGUGACCUGAAGUCCAAAGAUUCGCGACAUCUCCUAUCCAUGAUAUUCUCUCAGUGGCUCUCGUUAUCCACCUGCAUCAUUCAAGCAAUCAUCGACGUCGUUCCUGCGCCGUCGGUCGCGCAGCGCACUAGGAUACCUAAGAUGCUACACCCGGACUUGCGCGAACCCACCGUCCAGCCGAAGAACAAGCUUGAAAAGGAUCUGUUCUCAUGUGACUCCAGCCCCGAUGCGUCUCUGGUUGCUUAUGUUAGUAAAAUGUUCGCCGUGCCCAAGAAACACUUCCCCGAAAACAAGAGGAAAGCGCUCACCGCGGAGGAAAUGCGAGAGAAGGCUCGAGAGGCACGAUUGGCCCGUCAGGCGGCCCCUGAGACGGCAUCAGAUUCAGUGACAGUCGAGCCGUCGGAGAACGGCGGCGGAUCAAAUACGCCGGAUUCAAUGGAGGAUAUUCUCGAAGAAGAUGAAGCACUCCUCGGGUUUUCUAGGCUAUACAGUGGCCGUAUCCGCGUUGGGACGCAUAUAUACGCUCUUCUGCCGAAGUACAACGAUAAAGUUGACCCCACGGACCCGGUAAACGUCAAGCACAUCGUUUUUACGGUAGUCGAGGGUCUGUACACCAUGAUGGGCCGGGAGCUCGUCGCGGUUGACGAGGUCCGUGCUGGUAGCAUCUUCGCUAUCAAGGGCCUCGAAGGUAAAGUAUGGCGGAAUGCCACUCUCUGUGCGCCCAGCUCUGUGGGCGUGGACUUGGAGAAGGGUUUUGAACAACUUAAGGGAUGCUCCGUGAACCUUGGUAGAGUGCACUCAACGGUUGCGCCUAUUGUGCGCGUUGCCCUAGAGCCCGAGAGGCCUGCUGAUAUGCCAAAACUCGUUCGAGGGUUAAAGUUGCUCAGCCAAGCGGAUCCAUGCGUCGAAACAUUCCAACAGCACACAGGAGAACACGUUAUCCUGACUGCUGGAGAAUUGCACCUUGAGCGUUGUCUGAAAGACCUUCGGGAACGGUUUGCAAGAAUUGAAAUACAGGCCUCAAAGCCGAUCGUACCCUUCCGCGAGACCGCCGUUAAGGGCGUUGAAAUGGCGCCACCAAAGACACCCGAUGCACCUCGAGGGACGAUCCACGGUGCAAGUGUCCGCAAUCUAGUGACCUUCACUGUCCGCGCCGUACCUUUGGCCCAACCCAUCAUUGAAUUCCUGCUCGACAACUCUACGGUCUUGAAAGCUAUCCAAGAAGGUCGCACUGACCAGGGACGACAAUUUGAACAGGCAGAGACCGAUAACACACUCGAAGCAGAGGGCGGUCUUCAAGCUCACACCGAUGCUUCUCGGAGUGCGACCGUUCGUGCUGAAAACUUUUGGACAGCUUUCGAAGAGAAAUGCAAGGAGGUGGGCGGUGAAUGGGCAGAGGUGGCGAGUCGAGUUUGGGCCUUCGGACCACAGAGGACAGGAUCUUGUCUUCUCGUCGAUUCCACUAGCUCAACAGUGUCGACAUCGCUGAUGCGGCGUCUGGCCAAGCUGCGUUCCACGGGCAACGAGCACAUCGAAGAAGACAAACUUGCACUCGAUUUCCAUUCAUACUUGGAAACUGGCUUCGAGUUGGCGACGUUCCAAGGGCCGCUGUGUGCCGAGCCAGUAAUGGGAAUGGCCUACUUCAUCCAAGCAUUGCAAGUCGACAGGACUGGGAUCGAGGAAGAGCGUCAACAAAAUCGAAUCGCGCAAGUUACCGGCUCCUUCAUCUCGGCGGUCAAGGAUGCUUGCAGGAACGGUUUUCUGGAUUGGUCACCAAGGCUGAUGCUCGCCAUGUACACUUGUGACAUUCAGGCAUCCACUGAUGUCCUCGGCAAGGUGUAUGGCGUGGUUGCGAAACGGCGUGGUCGGAUCAUUGCUGAAGAGAUGAAAGAAGGCACGGCCUUUUUCACUGUUCGCGCAAUGCUGCCGGUGGUGGAGAGCUUCGGUUUCGCUGAUGAUAUCCGCAAACGGACAUCCGGCGCUGCAAGUCCACAGCUCAUUUUCAGCGGCUACGAGCUAUUAGACGAAGAUCCCUUCUGGGUGCCCACUACCGAAGAAGAGCUGGAAGAUCUCGGAGAGAAAGCUGACCGAUCGAACGUGGCAAAGGCUUACAUGGACAGCGUGCGAGAACGCAAAGGUAUGUUCGUGGACCGCAAGAUUGUCGAGUUUGCGGAGAAGCAGAGGACUUUGAAACGCUGAGGAGUAUUCGGUGUCUCGCUUUCGUUGACAAUGCCAGUGGGUAUGAAUAGGCAGAGUUUGGUGUAUGUACAAUUGUCGCAUAAGGCAUGUAUUGUGUGGGACCUAGGCGGACCCAGAUCAGCGCCAUGUAAC
This is a messenger RNA of Punctularia strigosozonata HHB-11173 SS5, 3342 nucleotides long. Its product is annotated as P-loop containing nucleoside triphosphate hydrolase protein. Gene Ontology annotation, biological process: cytosolic ribosome assembly. The transcript is spliced from 11 exons. NCBI's taxonomy places the organism in Eukaryota, Fungi, Basidiomycota, Agaricomycetes, Corticiales, Punctulariaceae. The coding region runs from base 1 to 3210 and encodes 1069 amino acids. The record is from RefSeq and is a predicted model, not a curated record. Gene Ontology annotation, molecular function: GTP binding; ribosome binding; GTPase activity. Gene Ontology annotation, cellular component: cytosol; ribonucleoprotein complex.